Messenger RNA from Rhinocladiella mackenziei CBS 650.93, 1080 nucleotides. RefSeq lists its product as uncharacterized. Bases 1 to 1080 code for a protein of 359 amino acids. Gene Ontology annotation, molecular function: oxidoreductase activity, acting on NAD(P)H. The record is from RefSeq and is a predicted model, not a curated record. NCBI's taxonomy places the organism in Eukaryota, Fungi, Ascomycota, Eurotiomycetes, Chaetothyriales, Herpotrichiellaceae. The transcript has 3 exons.
AUGUCACAAAAAGCGAUUAUAGUCGAUCCACAGGGCACGGGGCGUUUGGUGACCGAUGCGCCUAUCCCUAGAUUACGCGAUGACUAUAUUCUCGCAGAGACCCGAGCGAUCGCUUUGAAUCCAACGGACUAUCACCACAUGACCAUGCUCUCAGAACCCGGUGCCACUCUUGGCUGUGACUGGUCUGGUGUUAUCCUUGAGACAGGAAAGAAUAUAACGCGCUUCAAGCCCGGCGAAGAAGUAUUCGGGGUUUGUCAUGGAGGAAAUAAUGACGAGCACGAAGACGGCGCCUUCGCACAAGUCGUUGCGUGCAAGGAGAUCGCGACCAUCCACAAACCAAAAGGGCUUUCCUUCGAGGAAGCCGCCACGUUUGGAGCCGGCCUAGCUACCUGUGCCCAGGUACUUUAUUAUUGCAUGAGACUGCCUUUUCCUUCGCCGGGGGAAAUCGAACAGACAUCCCGGGAGGCCAUGCUCGUGUAUGGAGGCAGUUCCGCGACAGGCACCUUGCUGAUUCAGCUGGCGACAUUAUCCGGUUUCCGCGUUUACACGACCUGCUCGGCCUCGAAUUUCGACCUGGUCAAAUCCAGAGGUGCCGAUUAUGCCUUCGACUACAACGACGCAAGCUGCGAGACACAGUUGUCCGAAACCAUCAGGACGAAUGGGGACUCUUUCAAAUACAUCGUCGACUGCAUCGGCCACGAUGAAACCGCGUCGUUCUGCGCCAAAUUCAUCUCCACGGAGGGCCGUGGUGGGCACUACCACUCCGUCAAAGCGCCGUUGCCGGAGGUGUUCAAGAAACUCAGACCGGAGGCGAACGUCCAGGCGACCACGGCGCUCGCAUAUACUCUGCUGGGAGAGGAGUUUCAUUUACCUGGAAUGCCACCAUUUCCGGCGGAUUUGGAGCAAGCCGCGUUCGCCAAGCAAUGGCAGAAUGUGGCUGAACCGCUGGUGCUGAAAGGGUUGUUGAAGCCACAUCCUCCGCUCGUGUUGCAGGGUGGACUAGAGGCGGUGCCGACGGCCAUCGUGGACGUUGGACAGGGGAAAGUUAGGGCGAAGAAGGCGGUGUUUUCGCUGCAGUAA